AUGAUCAAUAAUCUAAGCUAUGCAGACGAUAUGGUAUUGCUGAGUCCAUCAAUUAGCGCACUCAGAAAGCUCCUCAAGAUAUGCGAGACCUUUGCUGCGUCACAUGGACUCGUAUACAAUGUGAAGAAGAGUGAGCUCCUGAUAUUUAAGAGCAAGGGAAACACUGUAGUCGAUGUCCCACCCGUAACCCUUAACGGAGUUGCACUUAAGAGAGUGACUGAGUUUAAAUAUUUGGGGCACAUUGUGACAGACGAUAUGUCUGAUGUUAGAGACAUUGAGAGAGAGCGUAGGGCGUUGGCGGUCCGAUGCAAUACUCUAGCCCGCAGGUUUGCACGGUGUAAUAGGGAGGUAAAGCUUACUUUAUUUAAAGCGUACUGCCAAACAUUUUACACGUGCAGCCUGUGGGUGACGUAUACCCAUAGGGCCUACAGCGACCUACGUGUGCAGUACAACAAUGGGUUCAGGGUACUGAUGGGGCUGCCGCGCUGGUGCAGUGCAUCACAGAUGUUCGCAGAGGCUCAUACAGACGACUUUUACGCAAUCAUGAGAAAAAGAGCUGCAUCUGUGAUGAGCAGAGUGCGCGGGAGCUCCAACAGUAUUUUGAACACAUUGGCUGCAAAGUGGGAAAACCCCUUUAUGAAGCACUGGGUGUACAUACAUAUGAACACCCAGUGGCCCCGAAGCUACAUGAAUUGA
Messenger RNA from Maniola jurtina (meadow brown), 696 nucleotides. RefSeq lists its product as uncharacterized. The coding region runs from base 1 to 696 and encodes 231 amino acids. The record is from RefSeq and is a predicted model, not a curated record. The transcript has a single exon. Lineage: Eukaryota; Metazoa; Arthropoda; Insecta; Lepidoptera; Nymphalidae.